Molecule: messenger RNA, 8177 nt
Organism: Caenorhabditis auriculariae
Lineage: Eukaryota; Metazoa; Nematoda; Chromadorea; Rhabditida; Rhabditidae
Source: the annotation of a GenBank genome assembly
AUGUUCCGCAACGAAAUUGGGGGAGAUGCAGUGCAACGAACCUUCUCCAGUGGUUUCGAGGUCAUGAAGGCAAACGAGUGAGAGAGAAAAAAAAGAAAGAAUGUUUCGGACUGCGUCUUGAAGACCCUUUUUCUACAGUUUCUCUUUUUUUAGGUUUGGAGGAAGUUAUCAUUAUUCGCAUAAAAGAUUGAACUAAAAUAUUUCAUUCAUUUCAGCCUUUGAAAAAGACUUAAAAAUUUCCGGAAAAAACUUUGUGAAAAAAACUCAAUGAUUAGUGCCAGAAUUUAAAAUGGCGUGAGUUUGAAACUCGCAGGGCUUCGGUUGUUUCAAAAUCCUAGUAGAAGUAUGUUUCCAUGAUCUAGUCCUCGAAAGCCUUCAGUGAUACGACUGAUAAACAAAUAUUUGUUUUUUGAAAAACAUUAAAAUAGUAUUUCUUUUUUUCCGCACGUUUGAUUUCUCGUAAAUUUUCCCGUUUUUCUUCUGAUCCAGAAAUUUUUCUCGGCUUCUCGAACGUUGUAAAAACUAGCGAGCCGCAGAGAUAUUUUUCCUGACCCUGGGCAAGGCAGCCGGCAAACACUUUCUCUGUUUGAGUUCAUUUUUUUCUUCGUUUUGCACAGUAUCUGAAACUUCUUAUUUUUCUCCAUUAUCUCUCUCGCGCCCUACAACGAAGUUUUUUUCUUGUUUCGGGCGUGGAGACUUUGAAAAAACUUCUCUUUUUUGUACGAUCCUCCUAUCGUCUCUGAUUUUUACGCACACUCUCGCGUCUUGCAACCUAUUUCUUUGGCGCACUUUUCGUCCUUUUCCGCUUUUUUUUUGGUUCAUUUCUUCUUACUUUCCGGCUUAAGAAGUGUUUUUUACACUUUUAAGUUUUGCCACGUUUCCAUAAAAAAUGAAUAAAAAGUAAUUAUAGAUUUUGAAUUUUUUUAAAAAUAAUUUUUUUGGUUUAUAUUUGAAGUAUCAGGACUAUCAGUUGUCAUCGAAAUCCGUCACAAGAAAUUUUUUUCAAGCAGACCAGGAUGAAUAUUUGUUUUUUUGGGAUCUGGUUGAGAAAUUUGCAGACCUGACUUUGCCAAAACUGGGUCUUUGCACUUCUUGUAGUUUUUUUGAAUUUUUUUCCAAAAAUUUUAGUUUUGUUCAUUGAUAAUAAAGUAAUACUCAAAAAAAUUUGAAUCAGAAUGCUUUCUCGAUGAUUAUUUUUCCUACUUGAAAAAAACUUAGUCAUGAAAUCUUUGUUUUUUUAUGAGAAGUAUGGCUUGGAGAAAUUAUUUUCUGCUAGGUUUUUCCCUUUUUUUAUUUCCGGUUAUUUCGAAAAAAAUUCACUUUAUUCCUCAUGUUAUAACUAUGUUUUGAGUUACUUCUAGAAAAAUUUGGAGCCAUUAUUCUUUUUUUUGAGUGCAUGAUUCUGCUCUUUUUUCUAAAGUCUUAUCUGAAUAUUUUGAUCAACCUUCCUGUUUUUAUGAAUACUUUUUGAACACUUUUAUACAAUUUCGUUUCCGUCACGCCAUUUUCAUGCGAACUUCUCAAAAUUAGAUUCAAUGACUGAAAAAUUGCAGGUUGUGGCUGCAGCAGUAAGGAACAUCGUCUUAGGAGAGGUACAUGCGACGGUGAACAAGAACGCUGCACGAUGUCGCAUUUCGAAGAGCAGAAAGGCGGCUGGCCCCCUCAACACUCGCUUGCCCAUCUGCCUACGCACACACCGAUCCAGGUUAUUUAUUGGUCUCAAAUUAAAAUUUCAGUUUUUUCUGCCGAUUUCUUUGAAGUCGAAUGAUGCCAGAUUCACAUUGAAUGGUGCUAAAAUUCUGAGGAUGUUUCUCGUUUUGGAAACAGUAUCCUUGACUGUAGCUUGACGAAUCUUUCGAAACUAUUAAAAAGAAAAAAAUAUGAAAAAAAUUUGAUUCUUUAAGUGCGUUCCUGCAUAGUCUAAGCAUUCGCACACAAAGUUGUUUUUCUCGAAAAACGAGAAGAAAAUUUUAUUGAAGAUCUGAAAGUGCGCAAAAACUUUGUGCUCCACACUUUUGCAGAGAGAGAAAGAGACAGAUGAAAUCCGGCUGCCCUUUUUUUGGUUCUCUGGAAGUAACCUUUUCGGAGCAAUUAACGGGAAGAAAUCAGAAAUAUUUAUGUGAAAAAAUACUCUCGAAUAGAUUGACCUCAAAAGCUUAUCACUAAAAAGGUUUUUUUCACUCGGAACUUUCAAAUUUUGUGAGAACAAGCAUUAUAACUUCUUGACGUCCAAAACGAAUAUUUUAAUAAGGAAUACGAAAAAUAGGUAUUGGUUUUCUAGAUAUUCCAAUGAACUAUAAAAUUAAAAGCAUCUUCACGAAAAAUGGCAACCUUCUGAAAUUUCGACCAUCGUUGGCCGAAAAGUUUUGAGCGACGUUAGCCGCUUCGUUUGCAGAAAAAAAAAUUUAGAAGUUCAGAAAAUUCAUAUAUUGUUCAUUUGAAAAAUAACUUUUUUCUUCAAAUUCUAAAACUUUUUCAAUAAGCAACGGAAAAAAAGGGCCAGCAAAACAUUUCAGUUAUUGACGGGAAAUAAGCGUUUUUUUGUAAACGGCAGAGCGUAGACGUACACAUGGUGAUGAUGUACUAUUAGUGCAGUUCCUGACCUACAAGGGCGCAGAGAAAAAAUGGGCGGAGCGUUUAGAGAGGCUCGAUUGAGAGCAAAAUAGUGUCUGAGAGGAGGAAAGACGAAAAAAAUAGUUGGUAUGCUAAAUAGAAAAGAAACGAACCACAAGCUAAAAAACAAGUCCCCUUGAGCUCCUGUCUGCUGGACUACGGUAGUUUCCUAGGACACUUCGAAUUUUCUAGCCAAGGCCCUCAUUUUUUAAAUUCUGGCAAAAAUUGAGUGCUUUUGAAAUGGCUUUUGGAAAAAAAAGAAAUGAAUUCUCUUGAGAAUCAUCAGAUCAGUAAAUUAGGAAAAAUUACUCUUCAGUCCAAGUUAUGUUGUGUAUCCACCGGAAACACUUGAAUUCCAAUUCAAAAUCGUUUUGAAACCGAAAAAAGGUUGCCUUUUUUAAGUUUUCCGUGAACAAAAAAGAGUCCACAAAAAUGGAAAAACGCUGACUUUUAAUCAUCUUCUGUAAGACUGCGAACAUAAUGUCCGUUAAAAUGACAGGUUGUCAUUCAUAAAACGUCGUUUCUAAUCAGUGCUAGACCGUUUUUACUUCCAAAAACCAACUGUCCACUGUCACUCACAGACGUUUUUGAGGAUUUCGCUCUAUCAUUCCGAUGGCGUGAUUGAAGGGUUGGACCAAAAAACCGCGAUAUCGUCUGUAUAAAUGCACUUUUCAUAAUCUUUUUGAGAAGAACCUCGCAGUUCAGCAAGACCUUGUUUGACAUUUAUUUGCAUAUACUUUCCGCCAACCGACAGCUCGCUCGAUUUUUGCCCAUUUAGAUAUCUAUACAGUCGAAUUUUUUUUCUCAGUCCAGUCAUUUUCAGCCCCAUCAACCUGAAGGAUCACCGGUGGCAUUCCACGCGAUGCAACAAGGCGCUUGGCGAGUUCCAGUUCCACCAAACUUUGGAACACUUCAUAAACCUUUGUUUGGGUACGUUUUUUCAUUUUUUUUUUAUUGAGAUUAGUGAAAUUAUAAGUGUUUCAGAGGUGACUGGCAAGGUGCUUGGGGAGCGAAUAACAACGAAAAAUUGGGUAGUUGGGACAAGUGGCAAAGCGCACAGGUUAGCGGGGACGUCGCUCGGCCGCUUCCCAAGUUCGGCAGUGCCUCCAUCACUGCUGCCAUGAUGAAUCCGAUGCAGUCGACAGCCGAGUCUUCAGAGACUCCGAUUUCUUCCUCUGCCAAUUAUGUCAGCCCAAAAGAGGUUUGUUGGACUUUUAUUGAAAGAAACUUUGAAAUUCGACUUGUUUCUCAUUUUUCAUUCAUCUUUAUAAUAAGAGAAUGUUCAGGAAGAGUCAAACGAACGAGAGCACCAUACAAACUCCUACGAUGUUUCGGCCUCGCAGUCACCAAGCGAAGUAGAUGACGAUCGUCGUGGGGAACGAACUUCUGAAGAGCCGAUCGACGUCGAAUGUACGGCUUCCAACGAUGAUAACUCGGAAGAAAGCACUCCAACAUCUGCAAAGCCAGGCAAGUGUGAAAAAAAAGAACUGUUAAUAAUACUAAAGAUAAACAAAUCAUGUUUAUAGGACAUUUUGAGUCAAAUAAACUGUUUUUUGGAAAAGGUCAGUAAUGAAUUUCAAAACUAUGCACGUGAUAGCCUUAUCGCUAUAUCUUCAACAAGUGCAAAACUUCACGAUUCCGCUAGUUUCACAGUUGUUUUUCAGAAAAAGAAAAGGAAGCUGACGAUGUCAUGGACACCACGGGAAAUGAGUCGAACAAUGGAAUCGGUGGUUUACCACAAAGAGACGUUGAUGCAGCAACGUGAGUUAUCAUUCGGGGUUCUUUUCAAAAAAUGACUUUUUUCAGACGUCUACUUUUGAACUUCUCCCAAAACUCCUUCACUUCUGCGUUGGACGCUGCUCGUACGAUUUCUCCGCUGGUCAAAGAAGAAAGUUCACCAGAAAAGAAGUUUCUUGGGUUUUCGCAAAGUAACUCGAGCGCCUUCUCCAACAUUGAACCGACCAGCAGCGAAUCGCCUCUCAAAACUCCUACGGUCAUCGAAACAGUUCCGAGGUUGCCGGCUGAGAGUGGCAACACACCGAACCUCUCCGCAGUGCUCAGCACUCCAUCUGGAGCCUUCACUCGUCCUCCUGGACUUGGACCUGUCAUCGUCCCACCACCAACGAACGGACAAGCUGCUCCUUUAGUUUGCCCGAUCUGUGGCUUUGCUUGUCCUUCGAAGUUCCACUACAACAGCCAUAUGAACACCCAUGGAGAUCAUCAGUGCACUAUGUGUGAUUAUACCAGCAGGACCGAAGGCCGCUUGAAAAAGCACAUGAGAGAGUCACACACAGUCGAGGAGCAGCUCAAAGCUGGGCUCGAGAUAGAACCAUCACAGGCGGCAACGACUUCAACUCCGACUUCGAGCGCCACAGCAAUUAUCACUUCGAUUCCUCUCGGAACACCUCAGCCCGUACCUCAAACUCAGACGGUCUCCUCAGAUACUUCAAAUUUAUCUACAACUAUGGCUUCUUUGGUGGACGCUGCUAAUUUUGCUGCAACGAUGGCCAACGCUCAGAGCGACAUGCCUCACAUUCUUACAAAUGCUCUUUCUCUGGACCUGGAAGGAACUCCAAAUUUGCUCAACAGCCUGCAAUCUGGAGGACUAGCUCCAUCUGCUUUGGAUCAGAUCCGAGCUAUCACUGAGAAUCCUUCACUUUUGAGUGAGAAUGGACUCAGUUUGGCUUCUGCGCUUGGAGCUGUCAGCGAUGUGAUUCACGGAGACUCGACGAAAUCACCAGACAAGGUGGUUCAAAUAAACAAGAAGUCUCUUCAAUUUGUUUUUUUAGGCUAGCAACUCUGAACCACGGCGCAACAGCAAUGGCAAGGUGAAAAUCCUCAAGUGCAAGCAGUGCGGUCACCAAUCUCUGUCGAAAGAUGAGCAAUGGGCCCAUGCCAGAACUCAUAUUCCAAACGAGAAGCAGCUCAACUGCACUCAUUGCAACUUCGUCACCGAAUACAAGCAUCACUUGGUAAACAGUUUCAAAAACUAAAUCACAUAACUUUCCCUUUUCAGGAGUAUCACUACCGUAAUCAUAUUGGAAGCAAGCCAUUCCAGUGCAAGAAGUGCGCUUACACUUGCGUCAACAAGUCGAUGCUGAAUUCGCACAUGAAAAGUCACACGAAUCACUACCAGUUCCGCUGCAUGGAUUGUACCUACGCUACCAAAUAUUGCCACAGCCUCAAAGUAUGAAAAUUCAUUUUUUCCGUUUUUCACAAACUUUGAUUCCAGCUUCAUCUCAAAAAAUACAACCAUCGUCGCGUGCCGGAAGGAAUUGAGGGAGGAGACACUUCUCCGACUCAGUUGCGUCCGGAAAUCCCAUCAUUCCCAGCGUUUGGCAGCUUGAAGAUGGAGCCUCCAACCCCAUCCACGUCGAUUGCGCAUUCUUUGGCUCUUGGCCCUAUUGUGACCAGCCAGAGCCUCAGCUAUGCUAGUCAAGUUUUGCUCCGACAACAUCAGGUAAUGAAUGAGCUGAGAUGAAAAAUAAUACGGCAUUCAUUUUCAGAUGGAAGGCGGCUUGAACCCACUUUUGGGAUUGAACGCUCUGCCACCAACGCCGCCAAAAUGCCCCAUGUGCGAUGUUCAGUGCGCCACUCAGGAAGAGCAGAUCCGUCACAACAUGAGCCAUUUCAUCAACCAAAAUAUGCCCAUGGUCAGCCUGUACUCAGGCCUGUCGCAGGUAAAAAUCCAACUGUCUGUCUGAUUGUUUUUCGAAUCGUUUUCAAUAAACUCACUCACACAUCGCAAGAUACAACAAAUGAAAAAUAACCCAUUAACAAUUAUCAAUGAACAAGAACAAAAAAAAAGUUUCGAAUUUAUGAAAAAAAUAAACCUUGGAGAUCAAAGGUUUCUUGAAAAAAAGUAAGUUUCAAUCGUUUUUAUUGCGUUUUUGAGUGACAGUACGGAGAUUAACUGAAAAAAUUUCUUGAAAGUAUUCUCUUCCAAAACUUAUGAAAUGAAUCUUCAGAUCCCGUCGGUGAUCGCGUCUGUCGCUUCAAUGGUUGAGCGUCACAGCGUGAAGAGCGAGGAAACCAUUGACGCUUCGAUGGACGACAACUUCGACGGCGAUGUCGAUGAACAGGACAUUGAGCCUGACAUCGAGCAUGAGCAGGAAGCCGACGAAGGUCAAGAAGCUGGACGCUCUGCGGAUGAUGAAAUGGAGCACAGCAGCAUUUGCGCUGAUUCACCAGUCAGCAGCUCAAAGGGUACGGCCUUCCUUUCUUUCCUCUUCAUGGCUUUGAUGAAAAAAAGAAGCGGAAAAUAAUCAAUUUUUAUCUUCAAAAAUCCAUUGAAAAACGAAUGAUUUAGGCUCGUUGGAGAGCGAAGAACAGCAGAAGCGCAAGGCCUUCAAGCUUGAGCAAAUCAGCCAGCGGCUGCAGGGAAAGAGUCCCAGCAGCGUCGACAGCGAAGAAAAGGACGACGUGAGUGCCAGAAAAGCCUCAAAAACAACUCACAAUAUUUUCUUCUUUUCUUGAAAGCAAAAACAUAAUUCCGCAUAAAAUUUUAAUGAAAGAUUUUUUGAUGUUUUCAGAGCCACGGAGAAUCGUCGAUUUCGCCGUCGGAACCUCUGAGCAACUCGUCGCAGAUGCUUCCACUGGUUCAGAUGCCAAGUGUGGCUGAUACACUCGUGGUGCCACCUCAGCCAAUGAUUUCGACUUCGGAGGGUCAUCCUACCAUCAACUCGAUUCUUCAGCAAGCUGCUGCCUGCAUGGCUUUCAAUGUGUUUCAGGUAAGCCUUGAAUCACGAUCAUGUUAUUCUUGUUUCAAAUAUUCAUAAUAGUUGUUCACGGACAAAUCUUUGUGUUUUUCAGGCUAAGCGUGACCAGGAGUCGUUCCGUUUCCAGUGCGUUCACUGCCGCAUAGCUUUUUACGUAAGUUUAUAACAUAUUUUCCAUUUCACAUUUGAUUUAACGUGUCAAGAUGCGAAAGCUCUCAUUUCUUUGUUAUUGCUGAAGACUAAUCUUGGAUUUCAUCAGAAUCAACUAAUUUUGAAGCCGAACUCUCAGAAUCGAAGGAAAAAACACAACGCAAAUAAAGACUAGAAACGGGACUUUGAGGUCGUUUUCAGGACAACACUCAGUCGUUUUUGCCCUUUUCUGCUCCUUUUCUUAAAUUUCCCUUCACGCAGCCACUGUGUUUUUCUCUUCUGAAUAGUGGAACAAAAAAUGUUCUGAGGCAAUUUUUAAAGGGAUGAGAGAAAUCGAUCCAUCCCAUCAAUAAUUCACAAAGAGCUUAACGAGAACACUCUUAUCCUGAUAUAUCAAGACUUGAGAAGAAAACUUCACACUUUUUGUGUUAGUUCCCGGAAAAAUUCAAAUCUUAAAAUAUAAGGCGAAUUUUCAACUUGUAAAUUAGAAGGCUUGGAGUUCACUUUCAGGGAAAAAUUUUUAAAUUUCAUGAGUAAAAAAGGCCUAAUGGAAACAUUUUUCAGGACCAAGCUCUCUACCACAUUCAUAUGGGAUAUCACGGCUACGAGCAUCCUUUCAAGUGCAAUCGUUGCGGAUUCAUUGCGGCCGAUCCGUUGAACUUCAACCUUCAUCUUUUCCAAAGCGCCCACGAUUGA